AAAAAUAAUUUAUUCGUUAUAAAAUAUUUAACUUUAAUAAUAAGAUCGAGCGGAUGCUGAGGUCUCCGCUCUAAAAAUAAAAGGGUUAUUGUCAUAUGUUUUUGUUUGUUAUUGUUAAGGAUGGUUUAUGCUUUUAGAUUACUUGCCUAUUAAGCCGACAAUUGACCAUUGUGGGUAUAAUUCCAUUUCCACCCUCUUUUCCAAAUCAAGUAAGUUUUUAUUAUGGUUAUUUUUGAUUGCUAUUUUAGAACUUUACCGCGUUUUGUACUCCCUCCACCAAAAUCAAUAAAAGCGGAACUUAAAUCUCCCGGUACUGCAUAUAAAUCUCGGAAAAAGAAGAGACAGAAUAUGAUUUGUAACUAAAUUUUUCAAAUCUGAUUAAUCAUAAUUUAAAAGGUUCAAAAUUACUUGUUACCACAUCAUGUCCACCCGUAGAGUAGUUAUAACCGGUUUAGGUUUAGUUACUCCUUUAGGGGUUGGUGUUUCUACCACUUGGAAAAACUUGCUUGCUGGGAAGAGUGGACUCAUUUCGACUACGACUUUACCAAACUAUACUAAAGAUGGUUGGGAUCAAAUACCUUCAAAAGUAAUUGGAAAAGUACCAGAGGGGUCAAUUUCCGAGGGGAAGUGGAAUGAAAAUGAUCAUUUUGAAAAGGGUGAACUUCGAAGAUUAGCUUUAUUUUCUCAGUAUGGUUUAGUGGCUACUAAAGAAGCAUUGGAUGAUUCAAAAUUGGACUAUUCAAAUUCAAAUAAACAAAGAAUUGGUGUAGCUGUGGGAAGUGGAAUUGGUUCUUUUCAUGAUAUGUAUGACAAUGCUGAAGGUUAUAGUAAUGGAGGUUAUAAAAAAGUUCAACCAUUAUUUGUACCUAAAUUAUUAACUAAUAUGGCUGCUGGUAACAUAUCUAUAAAAUAUGGAUUCCAAGGUCCUUUGCAUUCAGUGUCUACUGCUUGUGCUACUGGAUUACAUGCUAUUGGUGAUGCUUUUAACUUCAUUAAGAAUGAUUAUGCUGAUGUAAUGGUUUGUGGAGGUACUGAAUCAUCGAUUCAUCCUUUAGCAUUAGCAGGAUUUUCGCGUGCGAGAUCAGUUACUACUGAAUUUAAUGAUAUUCCAGAAGAAGCAAGUAGACCAUUUGAUGCAGCUAGAAAUGGAUUUGUAUUAGGUGAAGGAUGUGGUAUAGUUAUAUUAGAAACAUUAGAGCAUGCUUUAAAAAGAGGAUUAACUGAAGAUGAUAUUUAUGCUGAAGUUAAAGGAUAUGGACUUUCAGGUGAUGCUCAUCAUAUAACUGCUCCAUUAGAAAAUGGAGAUGGGGCAUAUUUAUCUAUGAAAAUGGCAGUUGAGAGAAGUGGCAUUGAACCAAAUCAAGUAGAUUAUAUAAAUGCUCAUGCUACAUCUACAAUCAUAGGUGAUAGAGCUGAGAAUAAUGCUAUUAACCAUUUAUUUAAUGUGUCAACUUCUAACUCAUCAUCGCCACCAUUAUCCAUAUCAGGUACGAAAUCUUCUAUUGGUCAUUUAUUAGGUGCGGCAGGUGCAGUUGAAUCAGUAUUCACGAUAAAAUCAAUUAAGGAUUCGAUUAUACCCCCUACUUUAAACUUACAUGAUAUUGGGAAACAUGAUGAUGAUGAUCCAAGCAAGUUUAACGUGUUUGAUUAUGUACCAAAUGUGGCUAAAUCCAAGAACAUUAAUUAUGCAUUAUGUAAUUCAUUUGGAUUCGGGGGUGUCAAUUCAUCAAUAUGUUUUUCAAAGUUUAAUUGAUAAAUCAAUCAAAAAAAUAGUCUUAUAUAAAACUUCUUGUACAUAGUUAAUGAAACGCAAAUUUAAUGAUAUUAUCAAUUUUUCACAUUCAUGAUAUAAAACUGUGGUUGAGUUCCAUUGCGAUAAAACCACACACGCACAAAAUGCAUUUUUUGCAAUUUAAUGAGACAAGCCACUUAUUGCGACUGAAAUAAUACUAUGACUUAGUCGGGUCGGGACAGUAGGCAU
Messenger RNA from Scheffersomyces coipomensis, 1981 nucleotides. It is a transcript of the gene CEM1, whose product is annotated as fatty acid synthase. Lineage: Eukaryota; Fungi; Ascomycota; Pichiomycetes; Serinales; Debaryomycetaceae. The transcript has a single exon. The record is from RefSeq and is a predicted model, not a curated record. Gene Ontology annotation, biological process: fatty acid biosynthetic process. Gene Ontology annotation, cellular component: mitochondrion. The coding region runs from base 422 to 1753 and encodes 443 amino acids. Gene Ontology annotation, molecular function: 3-oxoacyl-[acyl-carrier-protein] synthase activity.